Molecule: messenger RNA, 1659 nt
Organism: Sycon ciliatum
Lineage: Eukaryota; Metazoa; Porifera; Calcarea; Leucosolenida; Sycettidae
Exons: 1
Coding region: 1-1659 (552 amino acids)
Molecular function (GO): catalytic activity
Source: RefSeq, a predicted model, not a curated record
AUGGCAACACUGCGGGACCCUAAUUCUCCAACAGGACUCGAACCUAAUCCUAAUGCCGCCCCAUCUAUUCCGGGUCUUUUCACUAGACAUCUCAACCCUAAUGCCAUACCAUUUACACCACGAUCCCAUCAAGGCGCCCCAGCAAAUUCCUGGGUACGCUUUGGCUUUAUCAACAUUUGUAGACUUCGGCACAAAGUCGACGCCCUGGAGCAGCUGAUCGUGAACCAGUGCUGGGACAUAGUCGGUGUUGCUGAAACAUGGCUUGAUGGCACAGUGUCUGAUGGAGAAAUCCGGAUCCCAAACUUCAGUAUUUCCCGUCAGGACCGUGCCGGUGGAAGAGGAGGUGGAACAUGUAUCUACUUCAGGUCGACCCUCCCCGUGAAGCCUCGCCCGGAUUUGACGGCGGAUGAUGUAGAGUGCACCUGGAUCGAGCUUAAAGGUGCCCGGGCGCCUCAUCUCUUAGGGUGUGUGUACCGGCCGCCAAGUGAAACAGUUGCGUUCUGGCCCAGACUAGAGACUGUCUUACAGGCAGCCACCAACAACACCGGAUCGGUCACUAUGAUGGGCGACUUCAAUGUAAAUGCUGACCCAGUUUCUCCUGGCCCACAAUUGCGCCACAUGCAUGACACGUGUGGAAGCUAUGGACUGCAGAACGUCGUGACAGCACCAACUCGUGUUCUGCCCCAAUGUGUGCGUGGAACCAUACUAGAUCUAGUCUUGGUCAACCAUGCCAGCUUAACAUCCUGGAACAUCGUACCAUGUGACAUCAGCGAUCACUUUGCUGUGAGUGCUUCACUCAGCUGUGCUACUGAAGUAAGCCAGCCAGCGAGUUCCCUCCUCACUAGGCAGCUGCACAGAGUGGAUAUAGCAGCUCUCCGCGCUGACCUGCUUGCAGCAGACCUUCACAUUUUUCCUCCAUAUGCGAGCGUCGACGAUAUGUGGUCCACUUGGCACGCUAGCAUAAUGCGUGUACUGGACCAUCAUGCCCCGAUGACCCCAGUUAAGAAGCGUUCCAGAAGAAGGCCAUGGCUUAACAGAGACACUUACCAGCUAAUGAUGGCAAAGAACAGGCUGCACCGAAGAUGGCUGCGAGACCGGGCUAACAUAGCAUUAUUCCACCAGUACAAACGUGCUCGAACGGCGGCAGCAAACCUUGUCAGACGGAGGAAAAACCAGUACUUCAGUGAUGAAUGUGUUGUCAACAAUCGCAAUCCAAGGAAGAUGUGGUCCCUGUUAAACUCCAUCACUGGCAGAGGAGGAAGCAAGCAAGACCCUGCAUGUGAUGUGAACAAGGUCAGCGUGGCAUUUAGCAACAUUGUAACUGACCCUGAUCGGCCAGCCCACUUGCCAUUACCGAAUGGACCCCCAGCUGAACACUCACUCAGCUGUCUGGGACCAGCAUCUUAUGCUGCUGUGAAUAAGCUUCUGCAAGCGAUAAUUCCGGUGAAGGCAACUGGCAGUGAUGGAAUACCUGGGCUGCUUCUCAAAUCCUGCAGUGAUAUCCUCACGCCAUCCCUCACACGGAUCUUCACGAAACGGGCAUUGUACCUUCUGCCUUCAAGAAGGCCCUUGUCGGGCCUCUGUACAAGUUUGGAGACCCAACAUCCCCUGGGAACUAUCGUCCAGUAUCCCUGCUGCCGAUUGCCUCAAAGCUGCUAG